This is a messenger RNA of Vanrija pseudolonga, 1206 nucleotides long. It is a transcript of the gene Ak3, whose product is annotated as GTP:AMP phosphotransferase AK3, mitochondrial. The record is from RefSeq and is a predicted model, not a curated record. NCBI's taxonomy places the organism in Eukaryota, Fungi, Basidiomycota, Tremellomycetes, Trichosporonales, Trichosporonaceae. Gene Ontology annotation, molecular function: ATP binding; AMP kinase activity. The transcript is spliced from 7 exons. The coding region runs from base 30 to 1055 and encodes 341 amino acids. Gene Ontology annotation, cellular component: cytoplasm; mitochondrion. Gene Ontology annotation, biological process: nucleobase-containing compound metabolic process.
CCAACUUCACCCCAUCGCUACGCAUCACAAUGUCCCUCCGAGCCCCCAUCGCAGCUCUGCGGCGCGCGCCGCGCGCCGUUUCAUCGCUCCAUGCGCUUCGCUUUGCGCCGCGCGCCGCGGCGCUGUCAACCUCGGCGAUCCGGCGCGAUGAGAAGCUCGUCGAGAGCGUUAUGGCGACCGCGCGCCAGAACGUCCAGGACGGAAAGCGCGCCCCGACGGCCCACGACGGCGAGCAGGGAGUCCGUCUGCUCAUGUUUGGAAAGCCCGGUUCUGGCAAGGGGACGUUGAGCGCAAAACUCGUCGAGGCCUACGACAUUGCCUUCAUUUCCACUGGCGACCUGCUGCGCCAGGAGAUCGCAGCCAAGAGCGACGUCGGCAAGAAGGCCGAGGAGAUUGUGCGCACCGGCGGCCUCGUAUCCGACGAGCUCAUGCUCGAGAUGGUCGUCGGCGAGCUCGAGCACCACCACGGCCAGAGCUGGAUCAUCGACGGCUUCCCCCGCACACUCAAGCAGGGACAGCUCCUCAACGAGGUCCUCCAGAAACAGGUACGCCGUGCACGGCCGUCCAGCCGGCGCCAGCUGACGCCCCAGCGCCGCCCCUUCAACAUGGUCGUCAACUUGAACGUCCCUGACGCGGUCAUCAUGCAGCGCAUUGCAGCCCGCUGGGUCCACCUGCCCUCUGGCCGCGUCUACAACGACACGUACUCGGCGCCCAAGGUGCCCGGCAAGGACGACGUGACGGGCGAGCCGCUCAGCAAGCGCCCAGACGACACGCCCGAGGUCUUCUCCAAGCGUCUGCAGUCGUACUACAAGCAGACGGCGCCGCUGCUCGAGUUCUUCGCACACGAGUACCCCGACGUCCUGCACUCGCUCACCGGAUCCUCGUCGGACCAGUUAUGGCCCCUGCUGCGCAAGCUCGUCGACAAGGCCGGCAUGGAACCCCGCUUCGAGCACGUCCGCAAGCAGGCCGACGAUCUGGCGGAUACCGCCCAUGUUCCGCUCGACGACGGCAAGGUUGCUCACGUCGGCCAUGACGGCAAUGGCUCGGCGAGGUAGGCGUGAAUGGGGACGGUGCAGAAGGGAGGUAGCAGAACAAGUGGUAUAGGUUGAUGGUAGAGGAUGGCACCCAGCGCUGCCCGCGCUUAGACUGGGAUACCUGGGAUAGCAUGAUAGACAACAGUGCGAUUCAGGACGAUGUACAAUGAUG